Messenger RNA from Paramecium sonneborni, 1260 nucleotides. The record is from the annotation of a GenBank genome assembly. NCBI's taxonomy places the organism in Eukaryota, Ciliophora, Oligohymenophorea, Peniculida, Parameciidae.
AUUUGAUAUUAGAUGAGUGAUUUCUAAAGUAGAUAAUAUGUAACAUCUUCAACUUCUUAAAGACAAUAUACCUCAGGCACUAAGGAUAAUAUUAGAAGUGUCACUUAAGACAGAGUGGAAUAAGUAAUUACAAGAGAAACACCAAAAGUUUAAGUAAAUUUAUCUGUUAAUUCAAGCAAACCACUGUUGAAGUCGAAUAAAGAAGUGCUACUAAAAUACCUAGAAUGUAAUCUUAACAAGUUCUAAGAACUUAAACAUAAGGUUUUGUUGGAGGAUAAAGUUAUAUCUCAAAUAUGGCUGCAAUUCCUUAAAUUGGAUAUUAAGGCAAUUAUUCUGUACAAUAGAAUUGUGUUGCUGCAUAACCUCUAUGCAUGAAUGUUAUUGUAGUUUCAAAAGAAGAAAUUGAAGCACCUUGGAGAUUAGAAUGUGAGUAUUUACAAUCUUUAAUUGCUGAAUUGGAAAAAAGAAAAGAAGUUUAAGUUGUUGAAAAAAUUGUGGAAAAAGAUAAAAUUGUUGUAGAUAACUCUAAAGUAGAACUCUUAGAGGCUCAAUUAAGACAAUUAAGAUUAGAAAAUGAUUCAUUAUAAAUGUAAUUAUAAUCCAUGAGGGGAGAAAUCUAAUUGAGAAGCUCUUAAUCUGAAGAUUUAGCUACUAAAGAAAGAGAAUUUUUUAACAUUAGACUUAAAUUUGAAAGCCAAAUUAAAGAUUUAGAAGAUUAACUCAGAAGAUUGCAAGAUGAAAAUGGUAGAUUGAGAAAAGAAAAUAAUGAAUUACUUAUUAAAUUAAGAGAUUAUGAGGUAUUUAUAUACCUUAUUUAAAAAGACUAAAAUAGCUAUGCUAUCUUCAGAAAUAGAAAGAUUGACUUAUACAAUAAAAGUUAAAGAAGGAGAUCUUGAAGAAUGGAGACUUAGAUGUGAACAAUUAGAAUCUGAAGGAUAAACUGUUAUCUAAGAAAAAGUGACAUAUCUUUCAUCAGAAGUUGAAGUUUGGAAGUAGAAAUUCAUCAAAGUUAAUCACGAUUAUAAUGAAUGCUAAGAAUAAUUAACCAUGUGUCAAGCUGAGUUAGAGGCACUUAAGAAAGGAUAAAAGAAAGUAUACUAUCACUUUAUUUAUUUUUUUAGGAAGUUGUUGUUUCAUCCUCCAGAGUAGUAACUAGAACAGGUGGAACUACUACUACAUCUUCUAUUGGAUAAACUAGAGGUAGUAGAACUUAUGAGUAAUUUUAACCAUGAAACAAAUAAACAUAAAAAUAAUAUUCAG